CGGCAGCAGCAGCAGCCUGGAGACCACUGGGAAAAGUGGUCGUUUUCCGCGUGACCUCAGCUCACCCACUCUCAGCAGCGGUUAUCGAGAGCCCUCAGUGUCACAGCCGUACCAGAGGAGGAAGUGCAAAAAUAAAGAAGAAGGAGAAAAAGAGGAGGAGGGGUGGUGAUGGGGAUGAAGUGAGGACAGGCGACGGGAGACUCUCAGAGGCGAUGAAUGGAAGAAACAGAAGCAUGAUGACGGCUGUUUUUCUGCUCCUCAUGCUGUCAGCCGUCCCGGCCCGGAGCCAAGCCUUGCUGGACGUGUGCGCGUCCUGCCACCCUAACGCCACGUGCGAGGACAAGUCAGACGGCUCUGGAAAAGUCUGCAACUGCAACUACGGCUUCGUUGGAAAUGGGAGAACCCACUGUCAGGAUAAAGACGAGUGUCAGAUAGGAGCCAGUAAGAUCUGUGGGCAGCACACCACCUGCCACAACACGUACGGCAGCUACUACUGCACCUGCCUGUCUGGCUACAGCCCAUCCAACAACAUGGAUGUCUUCAUCCCAAACGACGGAACCCACUGCCAAGAUAUUGACGAGUGCAGGACCACAGGGCCAUGCGGAGAGGGAGGUCAGUGCAGAAACCUUGAGGGCAGCUUCGACUGCAGCUGCCAGGUUGGAUACAGAGUCCACAACGGGGACGAGCCUUUUCGUCCACAGAGAGGCGGAGCUUCCUGCAAAGUGGUCGACUGUGGUCCGCCUGUCCCGGUGGAAGACUCGGCCCUCCUGUCCGUCACGGUCACCACCUACGGCGGCGUUGCCAGGUUUGUCUGUGAGGAAGGCUUCGUGUGGCGGAGGGGAGACAACAGCUCUGUGUGUGGAGCGGACGGAUCGUGGAGCGAGACCGGCCUGGUCUGUGAAGAGAUCUUGUGUGGGAAUCCUCCUUUGAUUGAAUUCGCAGAGCAGGUGUGGAGCAGCACUUCGUCCCCCGGCAGCUCAGUGCUGUACCUCUGUACUGAGGGCUUCCAUAGUAACGGAGGACAAAAUGUGUCAAUCUGUGGUAAAAACGGACAGUGGACAUCUCCGACGUUGUCAUGCCAAGAGACUCUGUGUGGAGAUCCACCUGUGGUGCCCCACACUGUGCAGGUGUGGGACGGCAGCUUCACCUCUGGAAGCACAGCAGCUUAUUACUGUAACCCGGGAUUUCACCACCACGAGGGUAGCAAUGUGUCAGUGUGUGCAGAUAACGGUUACUGGACAGAGCCUGGCAUUCUCUGCAAAGAGGUUGACUGCGGCGAGCCCACAUCCAUCCCUCACGCUGUGGUGGAGUGGGAUAACGUUUCCACUGUGGGCUCUAAGGUUGUUUAUAGGUGUGACCGUGGAUUUGUCAAUGUUGGCAAAGGAAAUGUAUCGGUUUGUACAGCCAGCGGAGGAUGGGACACGCCCUCGCUGUCCUGCCAAGAAAUCAGCUGCAGGAAUCCUCCUGUAAUAGAGCACGCUGACAUGCAGUGGCAUGGGACGCCACACGCUGGCGCUGUGGUGUAUUACCAGUGUGAGGACGGAUUCUCCACCCGAGGCCUGAGGAACUACUCAGAGUGUGGAGAGGAUGGAUUGUGGGAGGAUGUUGAUCUGUCGUGUGAAGAAGUAGACUGCGGCCCCCCGAAAUGUCUCCCCAACACUAACCUGCUGUGGGACGGCAGCAGCACGCCGGGCAGCGUGGCGCGGUGUGAGUGUGUGGACGGAUUUUACCAAGAGAGUGGAAGCGAUUUGUCAACAUGUUCUCUGUCAGGACUGUGGGGGGAAGUAUCUGUGAAAUGCAAAGCUAAAUGCGGCCCUGUUCCCUUCCUGGCCCACUCGGAGGUGGUGUGGCACAACAGGAGUGUUGUGAUCCACCGCUGUGCGGCAGGAUACCACAGCUGGAGGGGCGUCAACGCGUCCGUGUGUGGCGACUCCGGACUGUGGGUCAGAGCUACCCUCAACUGUAUCGAGAUCAAGCCGCCUAUUCAUCAGCUGACGCUUUACAAUGGAAACUGUCUGAAGUGGAAGGCAGAGAAGUACGAGGAGGACACAGAACUUUACAAGGUGGUUUAUUUGGGAUCCAGAGAUUACCAGAGGUCGUUUCUAGACAAAGGGCGACGUGUGCUGACCUCCAGAGACGACCGGCUGACGAUCUGCCUGCGGCUGCUUCCACUGACAAACUACAGCAUUUCUAUCACUGCAGCAGCCGCCAGAUUCACGGCCAGCGUCUCGGCCAACACCAGUCUAACAGUACCUCCAGCACCAGUUGUGCACUACACAGAACUGGAGACUCCAGUUCCAACGCUGAGGCUGAGAAGAUCUCCCAACACUCUGGAUCCCAUCAGCUUCUACCAAAUCUUCGUGCUUCCUGUCGAGGGGCUUGUGGUAUUCGACUGCUCCUCCCCUGCCAGCCUCGACCCUUCCAGCGGAUCGGGGUCACCGGUUGAGUACGUGACCGCCCAGCUUGGUGUGCAGAGCCUUGGGGCAGAGGUCAACUUCACGGUGGGGGACGGCGUCCUCUACGGGGGCUUCUGCAACGCGCCGCUGCAGAGCGGCAACACCUACUUCAUCAUCCUUCGGGUUGUCAGUCGGUGGAAAACGAUGUCGACAAGUUGCUGCGUCCUUUGGGCUAAAGUAGCAGGUGCCUCCGAAUGCACGCAAAUCACAGAGAUAAGUCGAUAUCACUCUCUGAAAAGCAAUUUUUGUUUUCUUUUCUUCCCAGGAACAUCUUACGUCCUGAGGGUGUCGGCGCUGUGCGCUGCUGCCUCUGUAGCAGCGCUUGCCAUGGUUUCAUUAGGAGCAUAUGGCUUGUCCUGGUGUGUGAACAGGAUGUAGGCAUUCUCGGCUCCGCUCUCUACUGCCACAGUGAACAAAUGCAAUGAUUGCAAACUGUAUAUUCUGCAAAUGCUUCACAUAUCACCAUUUACGUCACCCCACAUGAAUAAACGUAUGUUUUCCACCAUCUGCUGGAUUAAGGCUUGUUAUCGACGAAGGAGUGUGAUCAUUUUCUGUCUGCUGUGUUGCUGCUGGACUCGCUCUUCGUUCUGCCUUUCCAUAUGUGAAAACUGCUGUUGACAGAAACUUCCCAGUAAAAACACACUGGGAUGUUUGUGGGUGUGCCACGAAACAGUGACAAAGUGAUUAAAAAACUUAAAGACC
Molecule: messenger RNA, 3158 nt
Organism: Poeciliopsis prolifica (blackstripe livebearer)
Lineage: Eukaryota; Metazoa; Chordata; Actinopteri; Cyprinodontiformes; Poeciliidae
Gene: susd1
Product: sushi domain containing 1
Exons: 17
Coding region: 213-2834 (873 amino acids)
Molecular function (GO): calcium ion binding
Source: RefSeq, a predicted model, not a curated record